AGCAGUGCGUUGGGUCCGUCCGUCAGUGAAGGGUUAAACUGGGAGUUUGCAGCAGUCUCUCCUUUCUGUCCGCUGCUUUUAGCGGAAAACAUCUGACUACUGCUCGUUUUCCAAAAGCUGUGUUUGAUUUUACUCAUUUUGCACCGGAGCCGCGGAGGCAUCACGGGAACGAAAAAAAAAAAAAAAAAAAAUAGGAUCACCGUUUCAACAAGAGAUUUCAUCAUCUCUCUGCGCGCUUUCACACAGACAAAGUUAAAGCAUGUGUGGGUGUUGAGAGUCAUCUGCUCGGUUGACCUCGCUGCCCCCGAACACGGAGCUGCACGUCUGCUUUACCCCCGACUGUCCACUUGUCCAGUGAGGCUCACUCCACACCAUGUCUGCAGAGGUGGAGAACAGCGUGCCCGUCCAUGCCGACCCCAGCCUCGCCUCCCCGUCUACAGGCUCGAUCUCCAACAGCCCUCCAGCCUCCCCUGCAACAGCCACAUCCAAGGUCCCGUUCAAGAAAGAGAAGAAGAAAGUUGCAGAGAAGACAGAUGAGUACCUGCUGGGCAGGUUUCAAGGUGACGGCGUGAGGUACAAGGCGAAGCUGAUUGGCAUCGAUGAUGUCCCAGAGGCCCGGGGAGACAAGAUGUGCCAGGACUCCAUGAUGAAACUCAAGGGAAUGGCAGUAGCUGCUCGGUCCCAAGGCAAACACAAACAGAGGAUCUGGGUCAACAUUUCCAUGUCGGGCAUCAAGAUCAUUGAUGAGAAAUCAGGAGUGAUUGAACACGAGCAUGUGGUGAAUAAGAUCUCCUUCAUCGCCAGAGAUGUAACGGAUAACAGGGCGUUCGGAUACGUGUGUGGAGCAGAAGGACAGCAUCAGUUCUUUGCCAUAAAGACUGCACAACAGGCAGAGCCCCUGGUCAUUGACCUGAAAGAUCUCUUCCAGGUCAUCUUCAACAUAAGGAAGAAAGAGGCAGAGGCCUCACAGAAGGCUGAAAACGGCGCUGUGGUAGUUGAGAAUGGAAACGAUGCCUUGCUAAACAUGGACGGUGCAGUAAAAACUGCCCAACCAGUGGAACAGCUUGACCUUUUUGGGGCCAUGUCGACCCCCCCAGACAUCCAGGCUCCAAAUUCGACAUCAAGUGAUCUGUUUGGAGCAGAGCUGUUUGCUGCUCCUGGUCAAACUGAGGGAUCAUCUGCACCAAAUGACUUUUUCAACAGUACACCAGCCAGCUCUGCUCCCGCCUCCAUAGCUGCUCUGGGGAACCUUCAGUUAGGUCCUCCAGCUACCACAAGUAUCCCUGCUGCAGGCAUGUGGGGAGCCUCCACCACUGCACCCUCCAUGUUUCCUAUGCCAGGAGUGACAUCCCCAGGCCCUAUGCCCAACUUCCCACAGCCCUCUGCCUUUGGUGGUCUACCCAUACCUCCCACAGCCUGGGGCCAGCAGAUGCCACCUCAGUUUGGCGUUCCGCCUAACGCCUGGGGCCAGCCUCCACCAACUGUGCCAGUUGGCGCUCCAGGUUGGGGUCAGCCCGCAAUGACCAAUCCUUUCCAUGCGGGCGCGUUCUCUGCAAUGGGUGACCAGCACGGUCCUUCACGCCCCCCACCUAGGCCACCUGCUAAAGAGGCCCCUCCAAAGGUAGAGAACAGUGCCUUCACAGCUUUGGACCCUCUUGGGGAUAAGGAGAAGAAGACUGGAAAAGACAUGUUCAAGGACUUCCAGAUUGCCAAGCCUCCAGCCAUCCCAGCGAGGAAAGGCGAGCUCGUGUCCAACUCUGCUCCGGACCCCAGCAGCAGUGAAGCAGGGGCGUUCGAUCAGUACUUUUCCAAUAAAGUGGGCCUGGUUCAGGAUGUCGCAGAUCACGAUGACUUUGAUAUCAAUCAAAUGCCAGCAGUCAACGAUGUCCGCAGUCUCGCUCCUGCUCCAGCUGCAGCCCCUGCUCCAAGCUUUAACCCCGGCCUCCUCGACAGCGCCUUCUCCUCUGCUCCCGUCGCAAACAACGUAGCUCCGGCCCAGGGACACGGCCUCAAUCAGGACAAGUUUGAUGAAGCAUUUGGGGCCCCAAAUUCCAGUCUGUUUGGAGUGCCACCUGUAACUAUGCAGACUACAGCUGUUGGUCAGAACUCUGGUUCAACAGCUGCUUUUGGGGAUCCUUUUGGAAAUCCCUUUGCUUGACCACAACUUUGUCCACAAUGGAAAUAGAGUCAAUGGCGCAAAUGGAGAUCUUCACAUCAAAUAACAUCUUUGGGACAAUCUGCAACAUGUGCAAGACAAUCCAAAAUCCUUAUACUCUUCUAACUCUUGUCCCUGAUCCACUCGUCUUUUACACCUCCACCUUUUGAUGUUGUUUUUUUUCUAUCCAAUCAGUAGUUCCCUUAUUUCUGAAGACCACUGAUCCAAGAAGUAAAUGCUAUGUCAUGAUCUGCUGAAGAAAGAAACGUGGUGUGUGAGAGAAGGCAUGUCCAAAGAGGUUCACUGCUGAUGCUGUGUGUAUUAAAGAAAUAAAAAAAUAAUUCAAUCAUAAUGCUGCAAGGUGUUGACAAGUCCAUUGCCUUUUUCAGAGAGAGUUUGUGAUUCGGCAGUUUGCAAUCCGCUGGAGGGUUCAGCAGUCAGGCAGAUAUACUGUAUGAUUCAAGAAAUGCAAAGGUCAGUUCAGGCUGCAUGCCCAAACACUCAUGGUGCCAUUUUUUUUUUCUCUGUAACUCUCAAAAGUGCUUCCAUAGGCUAAGUCUAUUUAUUUUAUGUUCUAACAUUAUGUGAUAUGACAUUACGUGGGUGAACUGUUGCAACACUGGUGAACAUGUGCUAAAAGAGACAAAAUAGAAAAAGAAAACGACUCAAACUUUUAAUAAUUGAACUUUUUGAGCUGCUCAACUUAACAUACAGAAAAAUCAGAGCUAUCUUAUAUGGAAACCCAAUUAGAAACCCCAAAUGAAAUCCACAUGAGAUUGUUAAAGUUCCAUAUUAUUGAACUAUACUUAAAAAAGGUUCUCAAUAGGCACAAAAUAGAGUGUAAAGUCAAAGAAAAAGGUUGGAGAUCAGUGGCAGAAGAAGCAUUCAGACCUUCAUUUUCUUCACUUAAGUAAAAGUAGAAAUACCACAGUGUAAAAUGCUCAGGUAGAUGUCACAGUCUAAAUUUUACUUAAGUAAAAGUACAUUAAGUAUAAUCAGCAGAAUGUAUUUACAGUAUCAAAGGUAAAAGUACUUCUGUAAAAGAAUGGCCACUAUCAUUUAUUGUAUUGUGUUAAGGUGAAGCUAAUUUGAACUCCUAUCUACUGUUGGGUCAUUUCAUUUGUAAUGAGUCGUCUUAUAUGCUCAUCGCUGAUUUCGUAUGUACAGUUUUAAUUAGCAAAGCAAGUAUAAAUGUCAAAUUAGAAUUUGUGGAGCAAAAAGUGCAAUAUUUGCCGCUGAAAUGUAGUGAAGUAUGAUUAUGAGAAUAAAGUGGAAAUAUCCAAGUA
Molecule: messenger RNA, 3441 nt
Organism: Seriola dumerili (greater amberjack)
Lineage: Eukaryota; Metazoa; Chordata; Actinopteri; Carangiformes; Carangidae
Gene: dab2
Product: DAB2, clathrin adaptor protein
Exons: 14
Coding region: 374-2158 (594 amino acids)
Biological process (GO): negative regulation of canonical Wnt signaling pathway; receptor-mediated endocytosis; positive regulation of endocytosis
Cellular component (GO): plasma membrane
Source: RefSeq, a predicted model, not a curated record